AUGGAAGGGGAGGAGGAGAUCGGCCUCGUCCUCGCCCGCGCCUCCGACCUUCGCUCCAGGAUCUCCGCCUGCGCUGCCGCCGCACGGCCACCGCCGCGGCUGGGUGCCGGGGAGGAGGACGACGGCGGAGAGGAGGAGGAAGAGGAGGUGGAGGUGGAGAGCCUGGUAGGCAUCAACGACGCGCUCGAGUCGCUCGAGCGGCAGCUCGCCUCCCUGCAGUGCCACUGCCAGGACCUCCAACACCAACAAAGAUAUGAACGAGAAACUGUCCUGAGCCAGAUUGAUCGGAGUCGAACAUCUCUCCUUAACAAGCUGAAAGAAUACAAGGGAGAGGACUGUGAAGCAAUCCAUGAGGCUGCUGCAUUUGCUGGUGAAAAAAUCGAAAAUGAUGAUGGUCUCAUCCUACCUCCUUACUCGGGCCAUGUCACCAAUUCAUUUGUGCUCGAUGAUCUCUAUCCUGCAAACUACGUGUCCAAGCCCAAGUGCCUGCACAACGGACUGCGUUCUGAUGGAAUGACUGAAGAUAGCACAAGGACGAACAGGACGCAAAACAGAAUCCCUGGCACAUCAAGCCGUAAUUCAUCAGGAGGGAUCAGAUCUUUGAUCGGAUGGAUGGCUAAAACAGCGGUCAUGAUUGUGGGCGCCAUAUCAAUCAUGAAGGCUGCUGGCUACGAGCCCACAAUAGGGAGGAGCGGCAUAAAACUGGACAUUGCAGGUCUGUUGGGUAAAGAGGCGGCUGGUGCAAAAGAGCAGGUUCCUCCUACUCUACAGUGCCCUCCUGGGAAGGUAAUGGUGCUUGGAGGAGAUGGCCGGGCGCACUGCGUUGUGAAGGAAAGAGUUGAGAUCCCCUUUGGCAGCAGCCUUGAUGCCCCAAAUGCAAGCUACGGCUUAGGUUGA
Messenger RNA from Triticum turgidum subsp. durum (durum wheat), 897 nucleotides. NCBI's taxonomy places the organism in Eukaryota, Viridiplantae, Streptophyta, Magnoliopsida, Poales, Poaceae. The record is from the annotation of a GenBank genome assembly.